Messenger RNA from Rattus rattus (black rat), 6454 nucleotides. RefSeq names its product pleckstrin homology, MyTH4 and FERM domain containing H1 (gene Plekhh1). The record is from RefSeq and is a predicted model, not a curated record. Lineage: Eukaryota; Metazoa; Chordata; Mammalia; Rodentia; Muridae. The transcript has 29 exons. Gene Ontology annotation, cellular component: cytoskeleton. Bases 398 to 4462 code for a protein of 1354 amino acids.
UAUCUGUGUGUGUAGGUUUUGAGCAAGGGUGGGUAGAGGUUCUAGAGCCCGCCAUCCAAGUUGAGUAGCCUUCAUUUCAUCCCAACAGCUGUGACUAUUUAGAAGUGACCUCCCCCACCCCCCAUGGUGCUUGUUGACGGUUAAAGUUCCCGCAUAGAAGGAAGGGUUGGGAAGAGCCAUUGGGCCCUCCCCUGAGAUUCCUGAAGCUUCCCUCUCACCUCCUGCCCUCACUUCACAUGACCUUGUGGGACUAGAGUAUAUAAACUGAAAUGUUAGAGUAAGGAGAUGCCAUCUAUGCUUCUAUAGGGAGGUUGUCACCCAUGCUGGGGUGAAAAGGCUUUGUAGUCUCCCACAUUCCUUGUGCUGGAUCUUGGAACUCCUGGGAGUAUUUGGAAUCAUGGCAGAAGUCAAGGUGGAGGUGGUUGGCAUAGACUGGCAGAAGCGCUGCCUUUCCCUGGAGACACAGCUUUUCCGCUUCCGUCUGCAGGCCAGCAAGAUAAGGGAGCUGCUGGCUGACAAGAUGCAGGAGCUGGAGCAGAGGCUGCUGGAGGCUGAGCAGAGAGCUGAAAAUGCAGAAACUCAGGUGGGUGUGAUGGAAGAAAAGAUAAAGCUGUCCAACCUGAAGAGUGUGGACUCCGCAGGCAGCUUGCACCAAAAGUACCAAGAAUUGCUGAAAGCCAUGCAAGGCAAAGAUGAGCUCAUCGGCCAGCUGCAGGCACAGCUGGAGAAGCAGAAGCAGACAAGAGCUGAAGAAGCCAAAAUUGUUCAAGAAAAAGCUGCAAAGAUCAAGGAAUGGGUGACAGUAAAGUUAGCAGAGCUUGAAAUGGAGAAUCAACACCUGAAGACCUGUAAUCAGCAGCUAGUGGAGCAGGUGGCAGCCCUUCAGGAUGCUCUUGAGGAUCUCCGUAUGACACCUUCAGAGGAGCUGCUAGGCGUUCCUGAGGGGACCCCAGAGGGGGAUCCUGUCCCUUCAGGGACAGCCCAGCCUGUGGAGCAGGACAGUAAUCCCCAUACCCAAAUUUCGAAGGUGGCUGUGCCUACACCUCUGGGCACCCGGCAGAGCAAGGACUCUCUGUCAGAAGCCAGACGUCUCGAGGAUUUGAGUUUCAGCAUGGCCCAUCCUGGAGACAUAGCAGAGGCCAAGACCCUUCAAUCUCAUCUUCAGAGAGAGGGCUCUCCCAGUCAGCCGUUCAUGAAGCCUGGCAGCCCCAGACGUGGGUCAGCCUCUUACAGGGAGGGUCUGAUCACUGCUCAGGGAGGGACAUUCCCUGGGACCAAGAUCUCUGCCAGGGAAUGUGGCCCGGGUAGUAGCCUGACCCUGCCAAAGGUGCGGGCUCCCAGCAUCCCCCGGGACAGCUUUCAAGUGGCCAAAAGGCACCACAGUCAGCCCCAGGUGGGCCCUGGGCAUGUUGACCAUGUGGUAAGCAUUGAGAUUGGGGCCCUGUCAGCCCUCCACUCAUCUGGCCUCCCCAAGUCUGAAGCCAGAGCUAAAGUCCGGGAAGAAGCCGAGAAGAUGGAGAUGGAGGAACUGCCCCCAACGGGGAAGAAGGGAGAAAGAGAGAGCCUGAAGCCCUGCAGAGGUGAACUGGAGGGAGUGGAACCGGAGAACAAGCCGCCGACGCCCCCACUGCACAGGUUUCCAUCCUGGGAGCGCAGGAUCUAUGCGAUGGCCACAUCAGGCAUGCAGCUGUCAGAUGUGUCAUCCCGAAAUACUGCUUCCUGUUUCGCAUCAGGACCGCCUGCCCUUGCAUUCCCUGGAGCUUUCUCUGGCCUUAUUUAUAAGAAUGUCACUGUGCCUGUCUACACAGCACUGAAGGGGAAAGCCACACAGAUCAGCAAUGUGCCUUUUGUGGAUGAGUCCUCUGGGUCCGAUGAUGACUGCGGCUCUCAAGCGAGUUUCCGGAUGUCAGUCCCUUGCUCUGAGUAUAGGAAGACCAGUGGACUAGGCAGCCCCCGGGCCAUCAAGAGAGGGGUCUCCAUGUCCUCACUGAGCUCCGAGGGUGACUAUGCCAUCCCUCCUGAUGCCUGCUCCCUGGACAGUGACUACUCAGAGCCUGAGCACAAACUCCAGCGUACUUCAGCGUACUCCACUGACGGGGAGACACUGGAAAAGUCAGGCUACCUGCUGAAAAUGGGGAGCCGGGUGAAGACCUGGAAGAGGCGCUGGUUUGUCCUGAGACAGGGACAAAUUCUAUACUACAAGUCUCCGAAUGACGUCAUUCGGAAACCUCAAGGUCAAGUGGAUCUGAACUCUCAUUGCCAGAUUGUCCGAGGGGAAGAAGCACAGACAUUUCAGCUCAUCUCUGGAAACAAAAUCUACUACCUAACAGCAGAGUCCCCCAGCCUCCUGGAAGAAUGGAUCCGGGUCCUACAGAGCCUGCUGAAGGUGCAGGUCACUGGCCCUCCAGCCCUGCAUCAAGGGGGCACCAAGCCUGCUGUGAAGGGCUGGCUGACGAAGGUAAAGCAUGGCCACUCCAAGCUGGUCUGGUGUGCCCUUGUUGGGAAAACCUUCUACUACUACCGGAGCCACGAGGACAAGAGACCCCUGGGCUGCCUACCUGUACGGGACGCUCACAUAGAGGAAGUAGAUCGAUCCUGCGACUCAGACGAAGACUACGAAGCUGGAGGAACUGGACGCUUGCUGUCCUCUCACUGCACGCUGGUGAUCCACCCACCAGAGCACAGCCCCACCUACCUCCUCAUAGGCACCAAGCAUGAAAAGGACACAUGGCUUUACCACCUCACAGUGGCUGCAGGUGGCAGCAGUGCCAAGGUGGGCACUGUCUAUGAGCAGCUCAUUGGGAAACUGAUGGACGGUGAGGGCAACCCAGACUCCCCGCUCUGGAGGCACCCCAUGCUGUGCUACAGCCAAGAAGGACUGUGUGCUUCCCUUACCACGCUGCCCUCUGAGGCUCUACAGACGGAGGCCCUCAAGCUCUUCAAGUCCUGCCAGCUCUUCAUCAAUGUGCCAGUGGAAGCCGCCUCGGUGGACUACCACGUGUCGCUGGCUCAGACAGCGCUGCAGGUCUGCCUCGUUCACCCCGAGCUACAGAGCGAGAUCUACUGCCAGCUCAUGAAGCAGAUCAGUCGCCGCCCGCCUCAGAAGUACUCUCUCAUGCAGUGCUGGCAGCUCCUGGCUCUGUGUGCCCCACUCUUCCUGCCUCAGCACCACUUCCUCUGGUAUGUCAAACAGCAGCUUCAACGCCAUGCAGAUCCCAGAAGUGAAACUGGUCAGUAUGCCAUAUACUGCCAGCGAGCCGUGGAGCGAACCCUGCAGACAGGAGAACGGGAGGCCAGGCCAUCGCGGAUGGAAGUGGUGUCCAUCUUGCUUCGGAACCCCUUCCACCACUCCUUGCCCUUCAGCAUCCCUGUGCACUUUGCCAAUGGGACUUACCAGGUGGUUGGCUUUGAUGGCUCCUCCACAGUUGAUGAGUUCCUGCAGCGGCUGAACCAGGAGACAGGCAUGAGAAAGCCGUCCCAGUCUGGCUUUGCCCUCUUCACAGACGAUCCUUCGGGCAGGGACCUGGAGCACUGUCUCCAAGGGCGUGUCAAGAUCUGUGAUGCCAUCUCCAAGUGGGAGCAAACGCUGAAGGAGCUGCAUCCCGGAAAGUCUGAGGGUGGGACACGAGUUGUGAAGCUGAUGUACAAGAACAGGCUAUACUUUCGAAGUCAAGUAAAAGGGGAGACAGAGAGAGAGCGGCUGCUACUUGCCUUCCAAACCAGUGGCGAGAUAGUGGCAGGAAGAUUUCCAGUCACCAAGGAACUGGCCCUCGAAAUGGCUGCCUUGAUGGCGCAGGUGGAGUAUGGGGACUUGGAGAAACCUACGCUGCCAGGCCCUGGGGGUACACCUCCGGCCAAAGCCCAGCAUCUCCUCCAGCAGGUCCUUGACAGGUUUUACCCAAGGCGCUAUCGAAAUGGAGCACCCCCUGAGCAGCUGAGGCACCUGGCAGACAUGAUGGCCACCAAGUGGGCAGCAUUACAAGGCUGCUCCCCUCCUGAGUGCAUCCGCAUCUACCUGACUGUGGCUCGGAAAUGGCCUCUCUUUGGUGCUAAGCUCUUUGCUGCUCAGCCUGCCCAGCCGUCGUCUUCUAAGGAGAACACUCCGGUGUGGAUUGCUGUGAAUGAGGAUGGUGUUAGUAUCCUGGACCACCGCACUAUGCAGGUGAACAUCACUUAUCCCUACUCUUCAGUGACAACAUUCGGUGGCUGCAGGGAUGACUUCAUGCUUGUAAUUAGAUCCCUUCCAGACCAGAACUCUGGAAAAACCCGUAUUGACAAGCUGACCUUCCGAAUGCCUGCUCCCAAGAUUACAGACACUACCUUAGUGAUGGCCAGCUACAUGAACCACUGUUCUGCAACUGUGAACCUAUCAGCCAAGCUCCCUGCAGCCCGCCAGCCCAGAGACCUGGAUGGACAGUUUUUUGCUUCUGUUUCCUGCACUAAGGGGUCAGCUUUGCUGUGAACGUUUCUCCUUCCCAUACCCUUAAACCACCACUGGUGCCUCUGGGAUUAGAUUAUAUCCUGGAGCAUACUACUGUGAUGGGUCUAAUGGCCCCUCCUCAAACUGUUCUGUGAAAUGUAAAUUUCAGGGUCUCUUGAAACCUUUGUGACCGUUAGGUGCCUUAUCUUUCAAGGCCUAAUGUUUUAAGAUUCAGACCCAACAUCAAAACCACUAUUUCUUUAACAAGAAUACUGACUCCGGAUGCUACCUGAUUCUAGAUUAAGACAGGGAUGGCCCGCAGUUACCAGGGCAAUGGUACUGUAUUUGGGGCUUCUGCACUGAUACUCAGGGAAGCUCAUCUUUUUAUAUUGUACAUGGUCUUUACGUGGGGACUUAUACUUGAAGUUUUCUGAACAUCCCUGAAUAAAAUAGGACUAAAGUUCCUAAUUCAUCUAAACUCUGGCAAAAGCCUACAAAUCUCUAAAAUUGAAUUUCUUUCCCAAAUGGGAAAAACACUGGGGCAGCAGCUCUAAUAUUUUCAGGACAGCACAGUGUUCUGUUAAGAGUAAAGCCCUCUCUCUCACACUGGACUAGCACAGGCAGGGACAGAGCCACACCCUUCCUGUGUCAUUUUAAGGCUCAGCAAAGCUCAGUGACGGCUGUGCUCACUCCUGAAGGACAAGGUGGUCAUCGUCUCCCCGCACAUGAAUUUUGCUUGUUGCUGCUCUCAGAGGCCACCAGAAACAAGGUAUCAGGAACAAUAAAGACCCUUCCAUUAUUGGAAGGCCUGGAUUGCUCACCAAGACUUUUGGUAGAUGGCUUCUUGAAAUCAUUUGGAAGCACGGGGCAUGUAUAUGAUAUCUGCCCUAGUAACAUGUGGAAACAGAAGUUUCUUCCAACUUUGCCUUCCUGAGAAUAUUCUAACCCCUCUCAACUCAAACCUAGCUGAUUUUGAUGAAGAUGAUCUUUAUUUUACCUCCCCAUAAAAUAAAAAAAAAAGUUCAUACAUUGGUUUUCCAACAUAUAAAAAAAUAAGCUUUAUUGUAUAGCUUUCAGACAGUUUAUCAUUUUUCAGUAACAUGGACUAGGGAAUAGGAAGAAUAUCAAGAAAUAAGCCUUUAACCCAACAAUGUGUGUUGUACACCACAAGAAACUGCAAGGCCAAAAAUCAGUUUGUCCGAAUGCCUCAGCUGCUGUAGUCUUUCAUCCUUUGAACUGACAAGCCUGACUUUAAAAGGGCACAAGAGUCUGCCUCUUAAAGGAGCGUGGCUCGAAAGCCAGGCAGCUUUAUAACCACUUCUGUUUGCACCCCAACUCCCACCCCAGAAUUUGGGGCUGUAGUGGAGACAGGUCUACCUCAAGUCACAUCACUAUAGGCUCCUGGACAAGGCUGGCUGAAAGGCAGAGAAUUCAGUUCUAGGUUUACAUCCAAGGGCCUUGAAGCCAGUAAGGAUGCAGUCUGCUCUUAGGUUGUUUGUGCUUUGUAAACAGAAUUCCAGCUAAUGCAACUAUUUGUACUAGACUUGAAGGUCAGAGACUUGAAGGUCAGAUCUGUUGCUGCUCCCCUCCCCACCCCCCUAGUCCCCCCUUCUCUCUUGCUCUCUUUGAGACAGGGUUUCACUGUGCAGCCUUAGCUGUCCUGGAACUCCCUAUGUAGACCAGGCUAGCCUAAAACUCAGAGAUCUACCUGCCUCUGCCUCUGCCUCCCAGGUGCUGAGAUUAAAGGCAAAUGCCGCCUAGUCCAGCUCCUUUUCUCCUUCCUGAUCUUUAGAAUCUAAGGAACCACCUUUGAAACAAAGGCUUCUGUAAACUGGCUUCUUCAUCCUUUAAUGUGACAGUCUCAAGUCUGGGAACCAACAUGCAAUCUCUCAUUUUUCAUCUAAGCCCUCUUAGCCAAGCAGCUUUUGAGCAAUAGAAAAUAUUAAAGUAACAGAAAGGUACUAAUAUGCUUGACACCCAUGGCUGAAAUGCUGUGUAUUAUGUCUGUCAAUAAAAAGCUGUCAGUGCACCAGA